AUGGUUAACUUCACAGUAGAUCAGGUCCGUGGGCUCAUGGACAAGCCCACGAACAUCCGUAACAUGAGUGUUAUCGCUCACGUCGAUCACGGAAAGUCCACUCUUACCGAUUCCCUUGUCUCUAAAGCCGGAAUUAUUGCGUCGGCAAAAGCUGGUGACAUGCGUUUUACCGACACAAGAGAAGAUGAGAAGGAGCGUGGUAUCACCAUCAAGUCGACUGCUAUUUCUAUGUACUUUGAAGUUGACAAGGAGGAUCUCAUCUCCAUUAAACAAAAAACUAUCGGCAAUGAAUUCUUGAUCAAUUUGAUUGAUUCCCCUGGUCACGUUGAUUUCUCAUCCGAAGUGACGGCAGCUCUCCGUGUUACUGACGGUGCCCUCGUUGUUGUCGAUUGUGUUGAGGGUGUUUGCGUGCAAACGGAAACCGUGCUUCGUCAAGCUCUGACAGAACGUAUCAAACCUGUCGUUAUCAUCAACAAAGUUGAUCGUGCUCUUCUCGAGCUUCAAGUAGACAAGGAGUCGCUCUACCAAUCUUUCCAACGUACCAUCGAAAAUGUCAACGUCAUCAUCUCCACAUAUCAUGAUGUCGCCCUUGGUGAUGUCCAGGUUUACCCCGAUCAGGGAACCGUCGCUUUCGGUUCUGGUCUCCACGGAUGGGGUUUCACUCUUCGUCAAUUUUCUAACCGAUAUGCCAAGAAAUUCGGUGUGGACAAGGAGAAGAUGAUGGCGAAGCUCUGGGGUGACAACUACUUCAACCCCGCCACCCGCAAAUGGACCACCGUUGGCACCGAUGCGAACGGCAAGCCCCUGGAGCGCGCGUUCAACCAGUUCGUCCUUGACCCCAUCUUCAAGAUUUUCGAUGCUGUCAUGAACUUCAAAAAGGACUCCAUAGGCCCGAUGCUCGAAAAGCUUGACGUAAAGCUCGCUCAAGAUGAGCGCGAUUUGGAAGGCAAGGCCCUGCUCAAGGUUAUCAUGCGCAAGUUCCUCCCCGCUGGUGACUCUCUCUUGGAGAUGAUAGUCAUCAAUCUCCCCUCGCCCGCCACCGCUCAGCGCUACCGUGUUGAGACCCUUUAUGAGGGUCCCAUGGACGACGAGUCCGCUAUUGGCAUCAGGGACUGCGACCCCAAGGGUCCCCUCGUUCUCUACGUCUCCAAGAUGGUGCCCACCUCCGAUAAGGGUCGUUUCUACGCUUUCGGUCGUGUCUUCUCCGGCACAGUCAAGUCUGGACCCAAAGUCCGUAUUCAGGGCCCCAAUUAUUUGCCUGGAAAGAAGGACGAUCUUUUCGUCAAAUCAAUCCAGCGCACAGUGCUCAUGAUGGGUCGUUACAUCGAGCCUAUUGAGGAUUGCCCUGCCGGUAACAUUGUUGGUCUCGUUGGUAUCGACCAGUUCCUGCUCAAGAGCGGUACUCUUACCACCUCAGAAACCGCCCACAACAUGAGGGUCAUGCGUUUCUCCGUCUCUCCCGUCGUGCAGGUCGCAGUUGAGGUCAAGAAUGCGGCUGAUCUCCCCAAGCUUGUGGAAGGUCUCAAGCGUCUCUCCAAGUCUGAUCCUUGCGUGCAAGCAUGGAUUGCAGAAACUGGUGAGCACAUUGUUGCUGGUGCUGGUGAGCUGCACUUGGAAAUUUGCUUGAAGGAUCUGCAAGAUGAUCACGCCGGUGUUCCACUCAAGAUUUCUGACCCUGUCGUCCCCUACCGUGAGACUGUCAAAGCCGAGUCUAGUAUUGUCGCUCUAUCAAAGUCGCAGAACAAGCACAAUCGUCUCUAUGUCAAGGCCAUGCCCCUCGAUGAGGAGCUCACGAAAGCAAUUGAGGCUGGCACCAUUAAUUCCCGUGACGAUUUCAAGAUCCGAGCCCGCAUGCUCGCUGACGAUUUCGGUUGGGAUGUCACUGAUGCCAGGAAAAUUUGGUGUUUCGGUCCUGAUACCACUGGUCCCAAUUUGUUGGUCGAUGUCACCAAGGGUGUGCAGUACUUGAACGAAAUCAAGGAUUCAUGUGUUGCUGCAUUCCAAUGGGCGACAAAGGAGGGUGUUACUUGUGAAGAGAACAUGCGUGGCAUUCGUGUCAACGUUCUUGAUGUUACUUUGCACACUGAUGCCAUCCAUCGUGGAGGAGGUCAAAUUAUCCCAACAAUGCGUCGCGCGACCUAUGCUGCCUGCCUACUCGCCACACCCGGUCUCCAGGAGCCCAUCUAUCUUGUCGAAAUCCAGUGCCCUGAGAACGCCAUCGGUGGUAUCUACUCGUGUUUGAACAAGCGUCGUGGACAAGUGUUCAGCGAAGAACAACGGCCUGGAACACCCAUGUUUACGGUCAAGGCUUACUUGCCUGUCGCUGAAUCAUUCGGCUUCAACGGUGAGCUGCGCUCGCAUACCGCUGGCCAGGCGUUCCCCCAGAGUGUGUUCGACCAUUGGGAGACGAUGAACGGCACACCCCUCGACAAGGGCAGCAAGAUUGAGGAGCUUGUUACAAAGAUCCGUACGCGCAAGGGCCUCAAGCCUGAAAUCCCGGCCCUGGACACAUAUUACGACAAGCUGUAA
This is a messenger RNA of Laccaria bicolor S238N-H82, 2529 nucleotides long. RefSeq lists its product as uncharacterized. The record is from RefSeq and is a predicted model, not a curated record. Bases 1 to 2529 code for a protein of 842 amino acids. The transcript is spliced from 10 exons. Lineage: Eukaryota; Fungi; Basidiomycota; Agaricomycetes; Agaricales; Hydnangiaceae. Gene Ontology annotation, biological process: translational elongation. Gene Ontology annotation, cellular component: cytosol; ribonucleoprotein complex. Gene Ontology annotation, molecular function: ribosome binding; GTPase activity; translation elongation factor activity.